Octodon degus (degu) is the source of this 2556-nucleotide messenger RNA. RefSeq names its product alkB homolog 8, tRNA methyltransferase (gene Alkbh8). The transcript has 12 exons. The record is from RefSeq and is a predicted model, not a curated record. The coding region runs from base 185 to 2176 and encodes 663 amino acids. Gene Ontology annotation, biological process: tRNA wobble uridine modification. NCBI's taxonomy places the organism in Eukaryota, Metazoa, Chordata, Mammalia, Rodentia, Octodontidae. Gene Ontology annotation, cellular component: nucleus; cytoplasm. Gene Ontology annotation, molecular function: S-adenosylmethionine-dependent methyltransferase activity; tRNA binding; 2-oxoglutarate-dependent dioxygenase activity.
GUGAGAGCUUGGUCUGAGUAGAGGAGGAGAUCUGUGGCACCAUUUGGCGGUCGGCGCGACAGGCUGCUGAUUCCCACUUCCGCUUUUCAGCCUCUUUUCGUGCUUUUCUGCGUGGCCAAGGUGGGGUGAGAGCCCAUGGGAGGACGGCGCGGGCUGCAGUGUCAUCUGCGGGCCGUGUAUUGCUAUGGAGGUCAACUGUCAAAGUAAUUUCAAACUCAGUAAAGGUGAGAAGAAGUCCUUAAGGAAACAAAAUAAAGCCAGGCAUACUUUGCUGAGACACGAAGGUAUUGAGGCGGUGUCCUAUAGCACUCAGAGUCUCGUUGUCGCCAAUGGUGGUUUGGGCAAUGGCGUGAGCAGGAAGCAGCUGCUCCCGGCUUUUGAGAAAUGUGGACUUGUGGAAGCUCUCUUAAUGCCCCCGAACAAGCCUUACUCGUUUGUAAGGUACAAAACCACAGAAGAGUCUCAGAAUGCUUAUGUAUCCCUCAAUGGAAAAGAAAUAGUGGAUGAUUUAGGACAGAAGGUCAUUCUGUACUUGAAUUUUGUGGAAAAAGUGCAGUGGAAGGAGCUGGGGCUUCAAGCCUUACCUCCAGGUCUCACAGUGGUAGAAGAAAUUAUUUCUUCUGAAGAAGAGAAAAUGCUUUUGGAGCUCAUUAAUUGGACAGAAGAUAUAAACAAUCAAAAUUGUCAGAAAUCUUUAAAACACAGACGAGUAAAACAUUUUGGCUAUGAAUUCCACUAUGAGAACAACAAUGUAGAUAAAGACAAGCCAUUACUUGAGGGUCUUCCUGAUAUUUGUGACAGCUUUCUGGAGAAAUGGUUGGCAGAAGGUUACAUUAAACAUAAACCUGACCAGCUGACCAUAAAUCAGUAUGAACCUGGGCAAGGAAUUCCUGCGCAUAUUGACACCCAUUCUGCUUUUGAGGGGGAGAUCGUUUCUCUCAGUUUGGGGUCAGAGGUUGUUAUGGAUUUUAAGCACCCAGAUGGUGUCACAGUGCAAGUUAUGUUGCCCCGUCGGAGUUUGCUAGUGAUGACAGGAGAAUCUAGGUAUCUUUGGACACAUGGAAUCACACCCAGAAAAUUUGACACUGUUCAAGCAUCUGAACAUUACAAAAGUGGGAUUAUUACCAGCGACAUUGGAGAAUUAACUUUAAAGAAGAGGGAAAUACGAACAUCAUUUACAUUUAGGAAAGUGAGGCACACACCUUGUACCUGUAGUUACUCCUUGGUCUGUGACAGCCAGAGGAAAGAGACUCCUCCCUCAUUUCCAGAGAGUGACAGAGAAGCAUCACAGCUGGAGCAAGAACAUGUCCAUCGAGUUUAUGAAGAGAUCGCCGGGCACUUCAGCAGCACGAGACACACUCCUUGGCCGCACAUCGUGGAGUUCUUGAAGGCUCUGCCGGAUGGUUCGAUCGUGGCUGAUGUUGGCUGUGGAAAUGGAAAGUAUCUGGGCGUCAACCACGAGUUAUACAUGAUUGGUUGUGAUCGUAGCAAAAGCCUCGUGGACAUUUGCAGAGAGAGGCGAUUCCAAGCCGUGGUCUGCGAUGCGCUGGCCGUUCCUGUGCGCAGCGGGGCUUGUGACGCCUGCAUCUCCAUUGCUGUUGUCCACCAUUUUGCAACACCGGAGCGCAGAGUGGCAGCUCUCCAAGAAAUAGUUCGUCUCUUGAGACCUGGCGGGAAGGCACUCAUCUAUGUCUGGGCAAUGGAACAGGAACGUAAUAAUCAGAAGUCCAAGUAUCUUAGAAGACACAGAAUUAGCCAAGGAAAGAAAGAAGAGAUAGAGAGCGACAGAGCCACAGAAGGAGUGCUCGAGCAGCUGUCUGACAUGGGCAGUCAGGACGCAGCAUCUUCUGUCGCCUCCAUUGAUGCUGCUCAGGAGAAAGAACCCAGUUCAAAGAAAGUUGCUAAUUCUGAGCUGCCUGUUCAUACCAACAGGACUUCUUUUCAUUCUCAAGAUGUACUGGUUCCCUGGCAUCUUAAGAUAAAGACUAGUAAAGACAAGCCUGCUGAGCCCUUUGGUUCUGUAGGAUCCCACGACCCAAGUCCUGUGUUUCAUCGUUACUACCAUGUGUUCUGUGACGGAGAAUUAGAAGCUACCUGCCAGGCUUUGAGUAACAUCAGCAUUCUGCAAAGCUACUAUGACCAGGGAAACUGGUGUGUUGUUCUUCAGAAGAUCUAAAAAUAGGUCUGAUUAUUUCUACAGGAACAUGUCAUUUGUAGAGAAGAAAUACUCAGCUUUUUUUAAAAAAGGACAGUAAUUAUUCCUUUAAUUGAAGAAAAAAACUUGAGAAAGUACAAAAGGAGAGCUCUAUAGAGCACAUUCAGUCCUGAGAGCUACUUACGACACAUUCAGUUUGCUUCUGUUGAUGGACUUAGUAAACGUAUGCUUCCCCCAUGUACUAGCCAAGGAUGGUGUUUAGAUGUAAUUCAUAUAAUUUGUGAGGUGUUAGGGUCCUGGUGUAAUAGUAUCACAUUUUAUUGACAAUCUUUUGUUAUAAGAUGUUAUUGAAGGACCUUAGUGAAGUACUGCAACAUUUUAAUAAAGAUAAUAGUCUUGAA